Molecule: messenger RNA, 483 nt
Organism: Verticillium nonalfalfae
Lineage: Eukaryota; Fungi; Ascomycota; Sordariomycetes; Glomerellales; Plectosphaerellaceae
Exons: 2
Coding region: 1-483 (160 amino acids)
Source: RefSeq, a predicted model, not a curated record
AUGAUUAAAAAACAGACCGUUGAACAGAUCCUGCGCCAGUUACAACUAAGAAUUAGCACGGGGUCGCCCGCGGACGGCCCAGGCCGGAAGGAAGAAUACCAGGAUGAGCUGGACUCGGCCUUGAACUCUGCCGUCGGUACGGACGCCCAUGUUGCAGACUUGAUGGAGCUGCUCAUCGGACUCGGUGCAAACGUGAAUCGUAUUCCAAAAAAGCGAUACCGUGUACGCACCGAAAACGUCGUCAUGCGCGCCAUCGUGGAGGAGGACCUCGUCUUGUUCAAGGAGAAGGUUCCUUUCCUGGCACAGAACGGGGCGGACUUCCGUAGAGCAUAUAGAUCUGCAGAUUGGAGCGAGGUGGAGGUCAAGAAGGCGAUGGAACGGCUCGACGAUAAACUUCGAGACGAUGAGCAGACGAAAGACUUACAAAUCCCCACCACGCUUGCUGCCAUUGAAUACCUUCGGUUCAGUGGGGCUAGUCACUAG